GCUGAGCCGCCCUGCGGUUCGGUGCCCGGAGAGUUGUCAAGGUUUCUGGUUGUGGAGGAUCGGCGAGAGGAGCGAGGGCGGAGACGCUUCUACGAUGCCGAACAAAACGAAGAAGGACAAGGAGACCCCUAAAUCUACCAAAGUGGGCAAGAGUGGAGGACAGGAGAAUUCCGAGCAUGAGAGCUCGAACAGGAAGGCUAGCAAUAGCGUUCCUCCCACCACUCAGCUGCUAAAGGGGAAACAGCCAGGUUCCCAGACGCCUGUCAAAAAGGACAAAAGGCAGAGCUCCUCUCGCUUCAGCUUGAGCAACAACAGAGAGCUGCAGAAACUGCCAGCUUUCAAAGAUGUUCCACCUGCAGAGCAGGAGAAGCUCUUCAUCCAGAAGUUGCGGCAGUGCUGCGUCCUCUUCGAUUUUGUCUCAGACCCACUGAGCGACUUGAAAUGGAAGGAGGUGAAACGGGCAGCGCUGAGCGAGAUGGUGGAGUACAUCACCCACAACAGGAACGUAAUCACCGAACCCAUCUACCCGGAGGUGGUUCAUGUGUUUUCUGUGAACAUGUUCAGAACGCUGCCGCCGUCAUCCAAUCCCACGGGUGCUGAGUUCGACCCAGAGGAGGAUGAGCCGACGUUAGAGGCCGCAUGGCCUCAUCUACAGCUCGUCUAUGAAUUCAUCCUACGUUUCUUAGAGUCACCUGACUUUCAACCAAACAUAGCCAAAAAGUAUAUUGACCAGAAGUUUGUAAUGCAGCUCUUGGACCUGUUUGACAGUGAAGACCCCAGGGAAAGAGAUUUUUUAAAGACCACUCUACAUCGCAUCUAUGGCAAGUUCCUGGGCCUGCGAGCGUACAUUAGGAAACAGAUAAAUAACAUAUUUUAUAGUUUCAUUUAUGAGACUGAACAUCAUAAUGGAAUAGCAGAAUUACUGGAAAUAUUAGGCAGCAUAAUCAAUGGAUUUGCAUUACCAUUGAAAGAAGAGCACAAGAUAUUCCUCCUGAAAGUUCUGCUGCCUUUACACAAAGUCAAGUCACUUAGUGUAUAUCACCCACAGCUGGCCUACUGUGUAGUACAGUUCCUAGAAAAGGACAGCACCCUCACAGAACCGACAGUGAUGGCUUUGUUGAAGUACUGGCCAAAGACCCACAGUCCGAAAGAGGUCAUGUUCCUCAACGAGCUGGAGGAGAUCCUGGACGUCAUCGAGCCUUCAGAGUUUGUUAAGGUCAUGGAGCCCCUCUUCAGACAGCUGGCCAAGUGUGUGUCCAGCCCCCACUUUCAGGUAGCGGAGCGAGCUCUGUACUACUGGAACAAUGAGUACAUUAUGAGUCUGAUCAGUGACAAUGCCGCCAAGAUCCUGCCAAUCAUGUUCCCGGCCCUUUACCGCAACUCCAAGACCCACUGGAACAAGACCAUCCACGGGCUGAUCUACAACGCUCUGAAACUCUUCAUGGAGAUGAACCAGAAGCUGUUUGAUGACUGCACCCAGCAGUUCAGGGCAGAGAAGAGCAAAGAGAAAGCUAAAUGGAAGGAGCGAGAAGAAGGGUGGCUGAAAAUUGAGAAUCUCGCAAAGUCGAACCCACAGUUUGUGACGUACAUUGACUCUGUGGGCUCAGGCAGUCCAAUGGACAUGGAGACAGACGGGCCCCUGCUGGACGAUGUCAAUAUGCUAAAGAAAGCAGUCGUGGAGGAAGCGACACAGAUCCAAAAAGACCAGAGGAGAGAGCGCCCAUUGAUGCGAAGGAAAUCCGAGCUCCCCAGGGACAUCUGCACGGUCACAGCCUUGGAGCUGCACCGGAGAGCCGAUGAAAUCAUGACGACGCAUGACGGCCACUAAGAGACCACCCUGGGAUCCACCAUAAACCAGCAGCAGCAUCCACAGAGGAACCCCAGGCCCAAGGCGGCCCCGCACAAUGACAAAACAUCUGGUAUCUCAGUCCAGCCCAGCACAACACAGAAGUGAAACAGUCCCUGCUCCCCCCCCGACACAGAAAAUGUGUAAAGCUGCACAUCGAGGGCCUGAUUCAGCUUUCGGACAAGCGGCACCCUGUCCUUACUGAUCCCUGCCCCACCCACCCCACCCUGUUGUUGUCCAGCAGAGACGGUGCUGGACGCUCCCGCACGACACCCACCGUGAACUUUCCCCCCCAGGACACUGCGUCGUUCUCUCCUUCUGUCGUUCUCUCUUUUUUUUCCUGUCCUCUCAACCUGUUGUUUUUACGGCGGUGCUGUGCUGCCCCCUUCUGGUCAUUUCUCUCAGGUGUUUUGUUCUCUGUGUGCGCGUGAGCGUGAGCUGUCUUCUCUUCUUGCCUCUUCUUUAUAGAUGUCAGGUGCUUGUACAAAUUAAAACGUAUCUCUUUGGUUUAUUUAAAAGAAAAAAACUGCAUCAUCUGAUGAAAAAAUGCCGGUUGUUUCUAUAAACUAAAUAUUAGCUAUUCCUCCCAUAACAUAGCGCUCUUUAUAUAUAUUUUUUUCCAACAUAGUAUAUUAGGAGCUUGUCUCACAUUAAAACACACUUCCCAUCUGUACAGCUCUUCAGUUUGGCAUUUUAAUUUUUGUUCUCGGUUCUUGUUUUUCCUGUUUGCUGUGAGGAUUCAUUGAUUGUUUUUUUUAAUCAGGAACGGAGGUGGAUUUGUGUGAAUUAAAAGCACAGCAGCUCGUUUGCAUUCGCCCAAUGCGUGUGCGUGACAGAGGUCCAGGUUUUUUUCUUCCACCACAUGUAUGUUCCUGCGCAGAAGCGUCACUCGGUGCCAACUUCUCUCAAUAAUUCAGCUCCUGUAUCUAAGAAAAAUCCUUUUAAUUGUGUAGGCAAUAAGUCAGCGUGGGCUGUGGCGCGUGUCCGGGAGUUGUUACGUGUUCGAUCAGUCGUCGGGAGCAGUCCGGCUCGGGCACCGCUUUCCUGCAACAGUUACAUGAGAGGGGGGGUGGGGGGGAUUGUGGGAUUUAUUUUGGGCUCCUCGUUCACGUUCAGCUAUUGCAGGAGCGCAUGUUACACGGCCAUUAGCAUUCAGUACAAGUCACUGUCAUUCAUGUGAGGCUUACGAGAGGUCAGAGACGGAGUUGCUCGCCUGGCAGUCACACGGAGUCGCCGUGUGUCGAGAGAUGGCCGACAGGGGCAGACAAUGUGCUGAUAGCCCUGUCUUUAGUUACUCUUCUCAAGCAAGACCCUUUUAUUUAUAAAACACUUGUCAGAGAUUAGACCGCGUCAUGGGUGAGGUGUGUUUGGUUUGAAGAGGUCAAACAUGAGCCUUUCUUUUCACAGUGCCUUUUAUAGCCUAAGGGGACUUUUGCUCAACUGAGAAUCGAGUGGUAGCAUUGACGGGAAAAAAAAUGCCAGAUCAUUCAAAAAAAAAUAUGACAUUCAAAAACAAGGAGGCAUGUUUGAAUCUGCACCGUGCACACCUCGGGGCCCUUGGACUCCAGCACAUGCCUUGUUCAAGCUGCAAAGUCCAUUUUUGUGGUUUAACACUCGAGCGGAGAAGCAGAGUGGUCGCCCCCAAACCACUUCAGCAAUGAAGCACUUCCUGAUGAAACUUGAAAAGAAAAUAGAAACACAGAUGAAAAAAACAAACAAACUCCUAAAUAACUGAAUUCUGUGAUGCUGUCUGUGCUGGUGUGAGUGAGGGGUCGCCUCCCCUGGGUGCCUGUGGAUGAGAGCUAGCCUCCACGGGAGAGCCUAUCACCUCCCAUCGUAACACUGUCCCCCCCCCCGAUCCUUCUUCUCCCCUCCCUGUUAAAAGCCGAGUGCUACCCUGUAGGGCACCUGGUUGUUCUGCUCCUGGAUGCUUGCAACUUCUUGUUUUUGUUGUGGGUUUGAUUCCUCCUUUCGCCCGCAGAACCUCUUUGUCAGUGUUUCAACUGAAUGUGCAAAUUGUAAAUAUUAUUGCAGUCACGUUGCUCAGUUCUCUCCAUGUUUGUCUUGAAGAACAACAUUCACCAAAGGGCUUUCUUAAAGAAAAAAACUCAUCCCCUUGUUCCCUGAGUACUACUGUGGAUCUGCUGAAAGGAAAGGGAUUCCAUCCCUGUAGAAAUCUGCAUCCUCUGAUUGUUGGUGUUAAGGCCAGUUUAUACUUCAGCCUUGGCUCAACUCCAUGAGUACACUGUGGCUUCAUGGCCUUGGAAAUAGUCUAGGAAGAAAUAUAACUAUUUGGAUCAUAACGAUGCAGAUGGACACAACUUGGGAUUGGUUCGUCUCUCAGUGGCGAGACUCGACUCCCGCUUCUUCUGCCUCAGACGUCUCCUCUCGUCUCUGUCGUUCAACAUCUAUUUCCUCAAACUCCAACAAAUGGCGACAGAAGCUGAGUAAAUCAUGUUGGAGCGCGCACCAUAGACUGUCUAUAAAGAUGGUCCCCACAUGAAGCAAAAAUAUCCCGGAUACGGGUGACGCCAUCUUGUGCUUUAAAGCCAUUUGGAGCCAGUGUCUGCGAAGUGGACUGUGCUACGGAGCCGCGGUAUCUAGGCCCCACCAUUGCUUUUGUCAAUCAAGUCGUUUUUUGCCAUUUUUAUAGCAUCAAAUAAGUAAUUCAAAACAAACUUACCAGAAACAUGAGCACUUGAAUCAAUGUGAUAAGGACUACCUAUAUUGACAGAAACCAUCUUUAUCACGUACUUUGACACCAGGGGGCGAACACGCAGAUUUGGCUUCACUUUUGGGGAGCUGUCAUGUCAUCCAUCUUUUAUAGAACCUGUAGUGCACACACAUAGGGACCUCAUGUUCAGUGUCAACCACUGAUGAAGACUUGGCGUCGAUCCUCUGCUGAAGAUCAAACUUCAGCGUCUCAUUGGUGACUGUUGUUCUUCUUGCAAUGGCUUUAAUAUUGGCUUCUUUGGAGCUCUCUUCAUUUUACAUAAGCUUUGUUUUCUUUUUCUCGGAGAAGAAUGAUUAUUGCAAGUGUCCUUUAGUAUAUAUCCCAUACUAAAUGGCUUCAUUUAAUAUUGUACAUAUAAUGUACUUUUAUUUUAUGUUAUAACUAUUAUUCAAUGGUAGAUUUCAUAUUUUGUACAAAAUGUCACGUGUACAGAAUACAGAGGUUGUUAGCAACUGCAGACGGUUGGUAUGUGGCACAGACUUCAACACAUGUGACGAUUUACAUUUAGAAAACCAUAUAGAAUUUGGAUAGUUUUUUAUCUACUGUAAUCAACAUCUUUUCCGUUUUUAGUUUUCCACCUUCAGAUAUGUGUUGAGAUCCUACAUACAUGAGCUCUUUGUGUGUGCUUUUAUCCAAAUCUCCAGUGGUGUACAUCUAUCUAUAUACAGCAAAUAAAGAGAACAUGUGAGUUUUA
Molecule: messenger RNA, 5274 nt
Organism: Pleuronectes platessa (European plaice)
Lineage: Eukaryota; Metazoa; Chordata; Actinopteri; Pleuronectiformes; Pleuronectidae
Gene: ppp2r5cb
Product: protein phosphatase 2, regulatory subunit B', gamma b
Exons: 16
Coding region: 95-1828 (577 amino acids)
Biological process (GO): signal transduction; protein dephosphorylation
Cellular component (GO): protein phosphatase type 2A complex; nucleus; cytosol
Molecular function (GO): protein phosphatase activator activity
Source: RefSeq, a predicted model, not a curated record